This is a messenger RNA of Entrophospora candida, 1081 nucleotides long. NCBI's taxonomy places the organism in Eukaryota, Fungi, Glomeromycota, Glomeromycetes, Entrophosporales, Entrophosporaceae. The record is from the annotation of a GenBank genome assembly.
UACAAACAUUGCGAAUUUUGGUUCUAAAUAUGAAAAAGAUGCUCAUUACAAAGCUGGAGCCAAAGAAGCAGCAUGGUCAAAUAAAGAAUUUAAUAUUGGAAAAGUAGCUGGACUUUGGAUAUGGCGUAUUGAAAAAUUUCAGGUAGUACCUUGGCCUAAAGAAAGAUACGGACAAUUUUAUUCUGGUGAUAGUUAUAUUGUACUUCAUUCUUAUAAGAAAAACAAAGAUACAGAAGCCUUAGCACAUGAUAUUCAUUUUUGGCUUGGCUUGGAUAGUUCCCAGGAUGAAGUUGGAACUGCUGCUUAUAAAACUGUUGAAUUGGAUGACUUUCUUGGAACUUCACCUGUUCAACAUCGUGAGGUUCAAGGAAGUGAAUCUGAUUUAUUUAUCUCUUACUUUCGUCAUUUCCAUGUUGAAGAUGGUGGUACUGAGAGUGGUUUUAAUUCAGUUAAACCUGAAGAGUAUCGAUCACGUUUACUAAAAAUUAAAAAAAUUAAAAACACUGUUAUUAUUCGAGAAGUACCAAAAGAUCCUUCAUCAUUGAAUUCUGGUGAUGUAUUUAUUAUGGAUAAUGGUUUAGCAAUCUAUCAACUUAAUGGUAAAAAGUCACAUGGUGUCGAAAAAGUCAAAGCAGCAGAAUUUGUUAGAGCUUUGGAAGGAGAAAGAAAAGGUUUACCAAAAAUAUUGGUUAUUGAUGAAGGUGAUAGAGAAAUGCAUAAAUUUUGGGAUGCACUUGGAAGUAAAGGAGAGAUCAAACCUGCUGAAGCAGAUACUGGGGCAGAUAUUGAAAAAUUUGAAAAGAAACUUUUCAGUGAUGCUUCUGGUGAAGUAACUUUUGCUCAAGAAGCUAGUGGAAAAGUGACAAAAUCACAUUUUGAUACAAAUGAUGUUUUUGUUUUUGAUGCAGGACAUGAUGUAUUUGUAUGGAUUGGAUUAAAUUCUACUAUUAAAGAGAAAAGAUAUGGAUUACAACAUGCACAGGAUUACAUUUCAAAAUACAAUCGUCCACCUUUUACCCCUAUCACAAAAAUUAUGGAAGGUGGUGAGAAUGAAGUUUUUGAAAAUAGUUUAGAUGUUUAA